Molecule: messenger RNA, 1540 nt
Organism: Jatropha curcas
Lineage: Eukaryota; Viridiplantae; Streptophyta; Magnoliopsida; Malpighiales; Euphorbiaceae
Product: AT-hook motif nuclear-localized protein 1
Molecular function (GO): minor groove of adenine-thymine-rich DNA binding
Source: RefSeq, a predicted model, not a curated record
UUUUUUUUUUUUUUUUGGCUUCUUAGCGUUGUUUGAGUGAAAAUCUAGAGAAACUUCUAUAGUAGCGUUUCAGCUCGGCCAAUGUGUAAAGGUCUGUGACAUAAUAGUUUCAGUUAAAACUUUAAAGGUGCUCAUCGGAGUGGUGGAGUUGCUGUAGCAGAUGCUGCAAUGAAGAUCUAGCUUUGGGAGAAGUUGGUUGGUGGGUUUAGUGAUUUUGAGUACUUGUGGGAUUUUGCAUGGAAACGAGAGAAGGAUUAACUUCAGGGGUUACAGUGAUAGGAGCUGAAGCUCCAUCAACUUAUCAUGUGGCCCCAAGGACAGAAAAUCCUAGCCAGAUUGCUGGGUCACCAGCAGUGGCGAUAUCACCAGUUGGUAUUGGAUUAACUGGAACAACAGAAAAGAAGAAGAGAGGUAGGCCUAGGAAAUAUGGACCGGAUGGGACAGUAGCUAGGGCAUUGUCACCGAUGCCAAUUUCUUCUUCAGCUCCACCUGGUGGAGACUUCUCUGCUUCUAAGCCGAGUAAAGCUUGGCCAGGUAGUUUUGAGAAAAAGAAGUACAAGAAAAUGGGAAUGGAGAAUUCAGGUGAUUGGUCUUCUAGUUCAAUUGGUACAAAUUUUACUCCACAUGUCAUCACUGUCAAUCCUGGAGAGGAUGUUACUAUGAAGGUUAUAUCAUUUUCACAACAAGGGCCUCGAGCUAUCUGCAUUCUAUCUGCUAAUGGGGUAAUUUCAAAUGUUACACUUCGCCAACCUGAUUCUUCUGGAGGUACUUUGACCUAUGAGGGCCGGUUUGAAAUACUCUCUUUGUCUGGAUCAUUCAUGCCUACUGAGAGUCAGGGGACAAGGAGCAGGUCAGGUGGGAUGAGUGUUUCUUUAGCAAGCCCUGAUGGUCGUGUUGUAGGGGGAGGUGUCGCCGGACUUCUAGUAGCUGCUAGUCCUGUGCAGGUUGUGGUAGGUAGUUUCCUACCUGGUGGCAGCCAGCAAGACCAGAAACCAAAGAAGAUAAAAAUGGAUUCAGUACAAACUACCAUUACACCGGCCUCAACCAUAGCCGUUCCAGUUCCUGUGCCUGCCUCUAAUUCAGAAAGAGAGGAUGGUAUGGGUGGACAUGGACAGCAAAAUUCCUCGACUUUCCGAAGAGAAAACUGGACUUCCAUGCAACCCAUGCAAGAUGUUAGAAAAUCAGGAACUGACAUCAACAUUUCAUUGCCAGAAGGUUAACAUCAUCCUUGAAUGCCUCGAUCGGCUGAGUAUGAUUCUCAAGGUCUCUAACUGACAAAAUUGAUUGAUCCUGAUCUGAUAUUCGACGCAGAGUUUAUGUGGCUCCUCUUAUCAAAUUAAAAAUUAUAUGUAAGAUUAAUGAAUCAGAUUGCUUUAGCAUAAAUUGAGUAGGUAUUAGACAGGACAUACUGUUUUUUGCUGGACAGAAUAUAUCUGAUUAUUACGCUAAUUAAAGUAGGGUUUUCUUUAGUUUGUCAUGUGUUGAAUAUUAAUUUGGAUGUGAACAAUGCAAUGCUGGUUUGCCUGCAUUUGUUUCUCAA